GCGGAUAAAAGUGUCUGCUUACCUCUCUGUGCUGCUGCUGUGUGGCUGGUUGAGAAAUAAUAACGUCAAGACUGCUGGGUGUAAUUAUAGAGCACAGCCUUGAGAGCAGCACAUGAAUGGCGAAUGAUUCACUGCAUGCAUAUCACAACAUUUGCAUGCAUUAACCCGGAUCGCCCAGCAUAUCCUUGGGCUCACAAAGGCCCUGCCACCGUGUCAACAAGUGCUGAACUCACUCUGAUCACACUUUGCUCCAUUAGUCGUGUUGUUGAGGAGGGCCUCAAUUUGUCAGCUUAUCACUUGAUUUCUAUAAAUGUUAACUUCAGCUUUGAGAUCUCUAUUUUCUAUGCGUCUUAAGGGAAACAUUCUGAGUCAAAGGGAGGUAAAGAGACAGAGAAGCAGGUUGUGAGAGGCUGGCAAAACGGACUCUGACAGGCAGGCCCAGAGACCAAUCAGGAGAGAGCCUUCAGUGUAAAUUCCAGCCGCGGGGACGCGGGGGGAGGCGCGAUGCGGAGGAAAAAGCAAAUAGUUGAGUGAACAGCAUCAGUACAGAAUGAAGAGGACUACAUAGAGGCAGCGAGGCAUCAUCAGCGGAGACAGAGUAAAAACAGUGUGAUUCGGUUUUUCUGACUGGGUCCAUGGAUGUGAAGAGGGCACACUCCUGUCUGCUCCGUGGAUUACAGGCUGAGUGAAGAUGCGCACAGCUUUGCUGGAAGCUUCAGGACGGUUAUGAACAACCAGACAGUGGAGCUCCGAAAUAACUGAGUUUAUACCGCAUUAGAACUUCUUCAAAAGACCCAAAUGUCUCUUUUUUAAAGGGACUCCAUUUUCCAGACGCCUUCCUUAUUUGUGGACUUUGACGCACUGUGGAGAGUUUCACUUGCUGGCUGAAGUGGCCGGAGAAUGUUGAGAUUUUUGUCUUCAUCAGAAGGCAGUGAGAUUAAUGCUUUUUGCUGAUGUAUUUAUUUCUUUUUUACCCAAGUGCACUUGUUUUUCCGGUCAUGAUUGUGGUUUUGAUAGCUCUGUGUUUUACGGAUGGAGCGCUCUCUCAGAUCCGCUACUCUGUCCCGGAGGAGGCAGAGCAUGGCACGCUGGUGGGGAACAUCGCUGAAGACCUGGGGCUGGACCUUACCAAACUGGCCUCCCGGCGAUUCCAGGUAGUGCCUAGUUCCAGAACGCCAUAUCUAGAAGUGAACCUUGAGAACGGCGUCCUGUUCGUUAACGAGAAAAUUGAUAGGGAGCAAAUCUGCAAGCAGAGUGCCAGCUGCCAGCUUAACAUGGAGGUGUUCUUGGAGAACCCACUGGAGCUGUUCAGGGUCGAAAUCGAAGUGGUGGACAUUAACGACAACCCACCGAGCUUCCCGGAGACAGACAUCACGGUGGAAAUCUCAGAGAGCGCAACCCCUGGCACCCGGUUCCCUUUGGAGAGUGCGUUCGACCCGGACGUGGGCUCCAACGCGUUGCGCACAUAUGAUAUCACAACCAACAAUUACUUUUACCUGGACGUGCAGACCCAAACCGACGGAAAUAAAUUUGCAGAACUUGUCCUGGAGAAGCCUCUGGACAGGGAGCAGCAGGCGGCGCACAGGUACGUGCUCACUGCAGUGGACGGCGGACAGCCUCCUCGGACCGGCACCGCGCUGCUGGUAGUCAAAGUGUUGGACUCUAACGAUAAUGUGCCCGUGUUUGAGCAGCCCGUCUACACGGUGAGUCUUUCGGAGAACGUACCUGUGGGCACGCUGGUCAUCCAGCUGAACGCCACCGACCUAGAUGAGGGACUGAACGGGGAAAUAGUUUACUCCUUCAGCAACCACAUCUCCAGUCGUGUUAAGGAGCUGUUCGGCAUAGACCCGCGGACCGGGCGCAUCGAAGUCCGUGGAGAGGUGGAUUUUGAAGAGAGCAGCCUCUAUCAGAUCUUUGUCCAGGCUAAGGACCUCGGGCCAAACGCCGUGCCGGCGCACUGUAAAGUGUUGGUCAAAGUGGCGGACGUAAACGACAACGCACCGGAAAUCACCUUCAGCACUGUCACGGAGUCAGUGAGUGAAAAAGCCGCUCCCGGUACCGUCAUUGCCCUGUUAAGUGUGACGGACCGUGACGCAGAGGAGAACGGACAGAUCCACGUGGAAAUCCUGGGCGAUGUACCGUUCAAAUUAAAGUCCUCUUUCAGGAAUUACUUCACCAUAGUGACUGAUGGGCUCCUGAAUCGGGAGCAGGCAGACUCCUACUCCGUGACCGUGGUGGCGCGGGAUAAAGGAACUCCUUCGCUCGCCUCUAGUAAGUCCAUCCGUGUCCAGGUGUCAGAUGAAAACGACAAUGCGCCCACUUUCACUCAAUCCGUUUAUGAUGUAUAUGUGACAGAGAACAAUGUACCAGGAGCGUACAUCCACGCUGUGACGGCCCUGGACCCUGAUGUAGGGCAGAACGCUCUCAUUACUUACUCCAUCUUAGAGUGUGACAUUCAGGGCAUGUCAGUUAAAACCUAUGUGUCUAUCAACGAGGAGACAGGAUACCUUUACGCUCUCAGGUCUUUUGAUUAUGAACAGCUAAAAGAUUUCACCUUUAUGGUCAGGGCCAAGGACUCCGGUGACCCUGAGCUUUCCUCUAAUGCAACUGUCAAAGUCAUAAUUGUUGAUCAGAAUGAUAAUGCGCCCCUGGUACUCGCUCCCCUGGGGAAAAAUGGGACUGCGAAGGAACCCCUUCCCCGCUCAGCUGAGCCAGGAUACCUGGUGACCCGUGUUGUGGCCAUGGAUGCAGAUGAUGGUGAGAAUGCCCGCCUGUCCUACAGCAUUCAGAGAGGUAACGACAACGGGAUGUUUAGGAUGGACUGGAGGACUGGUGAACUCAGGACAGCAAGGCGAGUGUCAGCUAAGCGAGACCCCCACCAGCAGUAUGACCUGGUGAUUGAGGUGAGAGACCAUGGCCAGCCUCCGUUGUCCUCCAGUGCCAGCAUACUGGUGAUGUUGGUAGACAGCAUGGCUGAAGGCCGGGGUGUGGGAGACAAAGUGGGCACCAGCAAGGCCAAAGAUGGUGCUUUGGACCUCACCCUCAUCCUAAUCAUUGCCCUCGGUUCUGUGUCCUUCAUCUUCCUCCUUGUGAUGAUUGUGCUGGCAGUGCGCUGCCAGAAGGACAAAAAGCUCAACAUUUAUACCUGCCUAACUAGUGAAUGCUGUCUUGGAUGCAGCUCCUGCUGCUCACGGCAGGGUAGAUCCCGCAAGAAAAAGCUCAGCAAGGCGGACAUAAUGCUUGUGCAAAGCACUGUUAAUGUCAGCGGGCCUGGAACGGCUCAAGUCCCUGUGGAGGAGUCUGGGAGCUUCGGCUCCCACCAUCAAAACCAGAACUAUUGCUAUCAGGUAUGUCUGACUCCAGAGUCUGCCAAAACUGACCUCAUGUUCCUAAAGCCGUGUAGUCCAUCUAGGAGCACAGACACCGAUCACAACCCGUGUGGUGCCAUAGGGUCAGGGUACACAGACCAGCAGCCUGACAUCAUAUCAAACGGCAGCAUUUUAUCAAACGAGACUAAACACCAGCGCACUGAACUCAGCUACCUGGUGGAGAGGCCGAGGCGUGUCAACAGCUCAGCAUUCCAGGAGGCAGAUCUGGUCAGCUCUAAAGACAGUGGCCACGGAGAUAGCGAGCAAGGAGACAGUGACCACGAUGCCACAAAUCGAGGACAUUCUUCUGGUGCUGAUCUGUUUUCUAACUGCACAGAAGAGUGUAAGGCCCUGGGGCACUCUGAUCGCUGCUGGAUGCCCAGCUUUGUGCCCUCUGAUGGGCGCCAGGGUCUAGACUACCGCAGCAACCUCCAUGUUCCCGGUAUGGACUCAGUCCCAGAUACAGAGCGAGGAAGAGGGUUUGCUAGCUCCUUCCGUGUGGACAUACCAGAGACUGCAUGACUUUGCACAAUCUCUCCCUGACAACUGGCUAUAAAAAUGCAUCAAGACUGAACGCAUUUUGUCCUCCCCUGCUCUUCUCCUUUGUUACCCAGUGAAAAGGAAGCUUACAUUUGCCUGUGACUGCACACAGGGUGAGGAACAAAAAGUUGAAUAUUUGCUCUCUUCUGGAGCUGCUUUCCCAGGUUUUGGAAGCUUCCAGAAUCUUGGUAUUUAGUGCCAGUUGGACAUGGAGGAGGAGGAAGAAGAGAAGGAGGUGAAAUGGGUGCAGGGACACUAAUAAAUGUAUAGCCUUACUGGGUGGACUCAUUUUCUCAGCCGGACUGAGAAAUCUCCUAAAAAACAAAACACAACAACAAAAAAAAAUAAAAAUAAAAAUCACAGAAGACUUGCAGUGAUGUAGAAGAAAAGUGGAUUUUUAUUCUUCAAGCUGUGUGCCUGUUUACAGCACUGAUGUAUACGUUGAUGUGGAAAAUCACACCAGAUGAGGACUUCAUACAACAACAUAAGUGACAGCCAAUGAGAGAAACAGCCCUUUAGGCGUGCUCACACAGUGAAGCACCAAACUGUACAGGAAAAUCGUUGUGCAUUUCUAAAUGCAAUACCACUGUUUGAGAUUUUCUAUUCUGUUGUGUGGUCAGGUGUCUCUGGUACAAUCUACUUUUAACUUGGUAAGAAAAGAUGUGUGCAGGAUAUUGGAUUUUCUGUUAUUUUUUAUUUCACUUCUUUUACAUUUAUUUGAUAUUUGAUUUUGAUUUUCCUAUGGCUUACAUAUUUCUGAUUCUGAGCCAUCGGGUACUUUCUAUCAUGUCUGAGAAGUGUGUAUUGUACUCUUUUAAAAACUUUGAAGCUUAAUAUAAAACUAUAUAAAUUGAUCUAUAUCUACUUGUUCUGAAGGCGUGCUGUUUGUUGCUGAGUUUUUCUUUUCUGAGGUGUGACUCUAGUUUAAGUGCCCAUGUAGAAAGCUUAUUUUCUUCCACUGGACACAUAAGACACAUUCCAGCCUUAGCAGAUGAAAAACUUAGGUUCUCAUUUUAUAUUUUUUCCCACUUUGAAUAAUGAUAAAGAUCAUUUCUAUAAAUAAAGAGUUAAUAAUUUAGACUGACGUUUGUGGUAAUUUUGUGUCACAGUAACCAACACUUUAAGGAUGAGUUCCUAAACGAAUGAAAUGAUCAGAUACAGCUGGUUGUACACAAUGCCAUUGAAAUCUGGUAUACAUAUUUGUUUCUCACACAUUACAAACACCAGUAAGCCAACAAUAAAUGGAACAAAAUGAAAAGUUAUGUCUUGUCUUUUUUUAUAACAAAGUUUCAAAAACGGAUGUUAUUCUUUUUACACUUUGCUGCAUCACAAAUUCUUUUUUUCCCGGUUUUCAAAAUAUGUUACGCACUCUUGUGUUAGAGGGGCUGCUGGCCUCUUGGGCUAGUAGACAGUUGUAUUUUGUUUAUCAUUUUGAGCAAUAUAUUUGAUUUUGUUACAUAUUCUCAUUGAAUAAUUGAUUGAUUUGUAUUGUUUAUUCAGUAUUCUAUGGUAUUCAAGGCUAUACAGAACAUAUCAUUCAUAGCUUGAUUAAUGAUGAUGCCAAAAUAUUUUCUCUGCAUUUCUUUGGCUUCUG
This is a messenger RNA of Gambusia affinis (western mosquitofish), 5502 nucleotides long. RefSeq names its product protocadherin 10b (gene pcdh10b). The transcript has 5 exons. Gene Ontology annotation, cellular component: plasma membrane. The record is from RefSeq and is a predicted model, not a curated record. The coding region runs from base 954 to 3890 and encodes 978 amino acids. NCBI's taxonomy places the organism in Eukaryota, Metazoa, Chordata, Actinopteri, Cyprinodontiformes, Poeciliidae. Gene Ontology annotation, biological process: homophilic cell-cell adhesion. Gene Ontology annotation, molecular function: calcium ion binding.